This is a messenger RNA of Helianthus annuus (common sunflower), 1717 nucleotides long. RefSeq lists its product as uncharacterized. Lineage: Eukaryota; Viridiplantae; Streptophyta; Magnoliopsida; Asterales; Asteraceae. Bases 617 to 1528 code for a protein of 303 amino acids. The transcript is spliced from 5 exons. The record is from RefSeq and is a predicted model, not a curated record.
UCUCAACAUGACGGUAUAAAUUCGUUGAACACAGAGUUGUAUUCGUAAUAAAAUACUUUUUUAGUAUCAUAAGUAAUAUCGAGUGUAGGUACCAUACCAAUAUCGUAACAAAUCAAACCAAUAUCAACCGAACAACCCUGAUACACAUGUACAUGUGUUUGUUUUUAUGGUUUUCAAUCCAUGUAAAACACAAGUCAAUUGCUAUGCCGAGUGUUGGAGUUAUGCUGGUACUGUAAUAAACCGAACUGAUACCGACCAAAAAACAUGUCACGAAGCCCUAACGUUUUAGACUCAUCUCGUUCACCCAUAUCGUAUCUACGGAGCCUAACGUUUAUAUUUUAACAUCGAGUGGUGGUAUAUAUACCAACCCAUUCGACCGUUGCAUCACUUUCCCAAUUUCAUCAAUCACAAAAAAACCCUAAUUUUUCCCCCUUUCUACAAACACCUCAAAUCGUCUUGAAUUCUCUACUUUUCUACAAUUACUCACAAUCUCCAUCAAAUUCCCAUCACACACAACAAUUCUUCAACCCCAAAACUCAACAACUCGCGCAUAGAACAUCGAAUCUCGGCUUUCUUUCUUUGACGCAUUUCAUCGAACACUUGGAGUGCAUCAGUUAUGGGGAAACGGAGAGUUUCCGUUUCUGCGGCUGACAAUGGGGCAAAAGACCGAGAAGAUUCUUGGAAGAAGAUCUUUAAAGGACUCGUUGACAUGAUAGAAGAUCAACAGAGAAAACUUGAAGCUUUAGUGGAGGAAAGACAAUUUCUUGAAAAAAGAUUUAAAUCCCAGCAGGAUAGAUGGAUUUUUGACAUUAAGUUGUUGCAAGAUCAUAUUUUUCAGAUGAAAAGAGAGUCCAAAAUCAAAGAUAUGUCUCGUUUUCUUGACGAUGCAAAGGCGAAUUUAAUCAUCUCUAUGAAGCAAAAGGAAGCACUUAUGAACAAUCUUAAAUUUGAAGAAGCGGAUGAUGAACGGGCUGAUCUGAAACUUCUCUUUGAAGAGUUCUCUCAGUUUUUGGCUGAGCCAAAACGAGUAACCAGAAGUAAUACCAAAGAUAAUGCUGAGUCAGCGUUAAAAGCCGAGAGGGAUUUUGCAUGGAACCAGUUCAACAAAACCGACGACAAGUUGCAAGAACUCAUUAAAAAGACUAGAUCCGAAGUUCAAACCACUAACGACAAAGUACAGAAACUGAUAACGGACCUAGAACAAUCACAGUCGUUAAACAUGGAGAAAAACAGAAGGAUUUCAGCAUUACAAGACGACAUAGCUAUACUAGAAUUCGAUUCAAGGAAAAAAAGUGAAGAAAUUUCCCGACUCACUAAAGAACUGGAGUUGUUGAGAGGUGAUUCCGAUAGUUCUUUGACGCCGGUAUUACGUCGUUGUAUGGUGAAAUCGUCGAAAAAUAGUCGUUUGGGUGACAUGGGCCACAUGGCGAUCGUUGAUAAGGAAGUAAGAAGCUCCAAGAGAAAAGCAACUGAAACCGCACCGAGACUUUUUACAUCCAAAUUCAAAGUUCCAAAGUUAAAAACAUGAAAUCUUAUUCAGGUUUUAUUAGUAUGUAUGUAUGCAUGUAAGUAUGUAUGUAUGUGAGCGUGUGCCGGAUUUCCUAAUUUCUUUAACUUUUAGAUGUUAAAUUGUGUUAGUAACUUCAUGGGCCGAUACAUGUCCAUCCUGUUUGAGGUUAGUAUCGUUUUGAAUGUAAAAUUUUAGCGAGGUUUUUUU